UUCCCGGGCCUGCGAGCGGCGGCGCUAGGCCACGCUGGGCUCCCCGGUCUCCCUUUCAUUUUUUUUUUCUCUUUCCCGCGGCCCGCGAUUCUUCCCGCGGCCGCUGCGCAUCGGCGGCUCCGCGACAUCCAGGCGAGCGGCUGGCAGAGCGCGGCGCGCGAGCGCGCUCCGCUCCCUCCUCGAAACCCUUUUCUUCCCCUACUGCCCGAUUUUGGGGAAGAGCCGUGCCUUUGGCGCCGCAGCCUGCGGCUCGCUCGCUGCAAAGAGCGCGGUCCCCCGCUGCUAAGCCACGCGCGCCACAAACCCGGGAAAGCGAGCAAGCGACGACUCCGGUUCCUCGUGCCACAACACGAAGGAGCAGCGGAAGGAGCGAGCGCCAGCACCCUCUGCGUGCAACUACUGCACGGUUUCUGCCGGCGGAUAUAUAGCUGCACACUUUCAUGCUCCACUCGUGGCCGGCGUCGCCGGGCUGCUGCGGGCUCUGACGGCGCCGGUGGUUGACCACGCAUUGACGACGCCGACUGCUGCGUCGCCAUGCCGUUCAGCAUCCGGCGGCUGACGCUGCAGCGCAGCCUGUCCGGCGGCGAGCGGCCCAAGAGCGAACCACCGGGGGGCCGGGCGGCCAUCAAGAAGUCCGCCUCGCAGGACGAGGCCCGCGCAGCCAGGGCGCUCCCUUCGUCGCGCUCCGCCGACCAGGGGGACCUCAGGCGGCUGCAGGCGCUCGGCCAGGCGCCUUCCCCGGUACAGGGAUCGCCGCUGCAACACCACGAGCCGGCUCAGCCGCAGCAGCAGCCUCCCGAGCCGCCUGCCCGCAACUGGUCCCCACAGCUUACAUCAGGCGGCGGUGGCCGCUACCCGACGCGGGCGGUGAGUGUCGACCGUGCCACUUCGUCGUCGUCUUCGUCGCUGCUAUCCCGGUGGCGGCAGGUGGGCCGAUCCAAGAGCGCCAGCAUCUCCGAGCCCCGCGAGUACCCCCUAGACGACGGCAACGCCAAGCCCACGCCGCCGCCGCGACCUCCCCGGUCGGCCGCAUCCAGGCUGUCCGCAGCGGGCGGCAAAGGUCCGGCCGACUGGUCAGGCGGUGGCGGUGGCGGCGUGGUCGCCGGCCACACGGUGCGCAGGCCCGUGCCCAGGAGGCAACACUCGCUGCCGGAGACGCAGGAGCAGCAGCUGCAGCGCUCCAUCAUGGAGCUACAGAGCCACCUGGGCGCACCCGUGGGUGGCGGCGGCGGCGGGCGCAUGGUGGGCCCGCCCAUGUACCAGCCACCGGCGAGCGUCUACGACGAGGACCCGGGCAUCAUGUCCGAGGUGGAGACCUCGGCCACGGGCCUGCGCCGGGCCACCAAGGCCCGCGCCAGCCUGCCCGUCAUCCGCACGCCGUCCAAGACGCAGGAGCGGCCACUCGGCCUGGUGUUUCUUCAGUACCGGAGCGAGACGAAGCGGGCCUUGCUGCCGAACGAGAUCACGUCGAUCGACACGGUGAAGGCACUGUUCGUGCGAUCCUUCCCAAAGCAGCUCACCAUGGAGUAUCUCGAUUCACCGCACAUACGCAUUUACAUACACGACCCCUCCAAGGAUAUGUUUUACGAGCUCGAGGACCUCAGGGACAUCCGAGAUCGAUCAGUGAUACGCAUAUACGAGCAAGAUGUCAACGACGGGGGUGUCUACAGCACGUACGACCAGGAUAUGAGCUACUUUUCGGAGCCAGAGUUCGACUCGGAAUACCAGAACCAACACAUCCACAGGGCCAAGGGGGGCAAGUCUCAAGGAGCGGGCUACUAUGGAGUACCGGCCUAUCCACCACAAGGCCGAACCCAGACACUUCCGCAUGGUGCAACCAUUCGCCCCUUCUCACCCGCCCCACAGGAGAGGCCCAAGCCAAGCCCAGGCUACUCGCAAACCCUUCCCCGUGGAAUGACCUACUCGUCGGUGGCGCUGAGUCCGGAAAAGAGGCAGCCUGGCCUGCUUGUAACCGCCGCUGGCCCGCUUGGAGCGGCGCCGGCCAAGCCGCAGCGGUUCUACGGACAGCCACCGCCGCCCCUGCGGGUCGCCUCUCCCCUCACCUCCCCGAGGUCCCCUCUGCCGAGGCCAGUGCCCCCGCCGCCGCGCGCCCUGUCUCCGGACAGGGGCGGCGGUGGCCUGCUGGCCGAGGCCGGCUACCCGCCGGUGGUGGGCGCGCCCUUCCCGGCGGCUGGGGCACCGCCCGGCCCGUACCCACCGCCCACGUCCCCGCGCCGCUACGACCUGGCCGGCUACCCUCCGGCCGACGACCGGGGCCGGGGGGGCGAUCCGGGAUACUCACCCGAGCACAGGCUGGACCACACACGCUCCUUGCCGGCGACCUUCAACUCAGCCUACGAGGAGCCCUUCUACGGCGGGGACGCCGCGGCCGCUUAUGGCUCGCGCUCGGGCAGCGCCACACCCAUCAUCGACGAAGAAGCACGGAUGCGUGUGGAAUACAUGGAACGCCAGCUUGCAAGUCUGACUGGGCUGGUACACAAGGCCCUGGCUGCAGGAACUUCUCCACGGCAGCCAAGCCACCUGAUCCCUACCAGGGACACGGACGUGGCUCCCGAGAAGGACAGGUCGGAUGACGUUCGGCUGCCAGAAUAUGAUGUGCAGAAGCACCCCUUCAAAGAGGAGAAGUCAGUGUCGUUCUCAGACGAGACCCUGGACUGCCACAAACAAAGGCAGCACUCGCCUCAGCCAGCAGCAGAGAAACCGACGAAGCCUGCAAUCAAGGGCCUGCGAUCACACUCCAUAUCAGAUGACUACUCUGGAGUGACGUCUGCAAUUCCAGACAAAGAUGGUCGACCUUCAAAGCCAGCUCCGCCACCCAAGCCGGCCUCUCUGAGCUGUGCUCUUGAGUCACGGCAGCAUUCCUCAUCUCCAGCAAAAGAGAUUCAUUUCAAUGCGGAAGCGUGCUCCCAGCUGCAGCUGCUGAGAAAGCAGACCAAGGACCUGCGGUUGGAAGUACGCAACCUGAGGCGGAUGACGCAGAGUCAAGCUGUCACCGCCAGAGAAAUGAUUCGGGAGACGUGUCUCAAGAUCAAGGUGAUGCUGGCUGCCGUUCAAGUGGGCGAAGACCAGGUUUGUGCAGAACGACUUCGGGUGUCUAGAGAAGAAGACCUCUACAGACAAGAUGUGACACGGCUGGAGAAGGACCUGUCUGACUUGGAGAGUCAAGUGGAGGAGCUCAGGGGCAACGUGAUCAACCGUAGGUGCCGAGUGAACAUGAGCAACGUGGAAAGCAUGGCUCUAGUUCUCAGCAGGGCCAGCAAAACAGUAGCAGACCUGAAAGCGCGGUUUCCAAAUCUACAAGAAAGCUUGAAAUCAGUCAUGGGAGCAGAAAUGGAAGUUGUUGUUAGAGAAGAAAAAUUUCUCAAGGAAGAGCCAGAAAGGCUAGAAAAUGCACUUAGGAGGUGCAAGAAGCUCACUGGGACACUAGUUACCUUAAAAAGGUUGGCGUCAGUGCAAGAGCAGAGGCAUACAGGAGCUCACUCGCUCCCCGAGAAGGCAGCAUCAGCGGAUGGGCCAUACUCCGACGGCGAGGCACACACUGCUCGGACGUGCGACGCGGCGGGUGAGCCGGCCGGCGGCGCAGCGAGCGACAGCAGCAAGGGCAGCCCCGCAGCGCGCUCGGAGAACGCCCUGGACGCGCUGCUGGACGAGCUGCAGACCUUCUCCAAGCCGGCGGACAAGCGCGGUGGCGGCCGGCCGCAUUCGGCAGACUCGCCCGUCAGGGCCUCUUCUUCCGCGUCUGUGGGAAGUGGCAAGCCGCCCUCCGGCGCCACGGUCAUCGUCGUCGAUGGUCCGGGCGGCGGCGUCAGCAAGAAGACCCCGCCUCCACCUCCGCCGCGCACCACGAGCAAGUCACCCGUGACGUCGCCCACGGGCCCACAGCGGAGCCGCUCGGAGCCGGUGCGCACCAACGCGCUGGCCGCGGAGGACGCGAGCAGCAGCAGCAGCGGCAGCAGCGGUGGCCGGCGAGACCAGCUCUCGUCCAACAGCAGCAGCAGCGAGAGCGUCAACUCGCAAGAAGGCCUACAAGCACGCAGCCGACAGGAGCUGCUCGACUCGCGGCAUCAGGAGCUGCUGCGGAAACAGCGCCAGCUGCAAGAGCAGUACGCACGGCUGCAGCUCCUCCAGCGCCUAUCGCCGCCCAAACCGGACCUGAAGAAGACCGGCAGCGAGAGCAACAUCCUGCACAAGGCAUCACUCUCGCUGGGCAGCGCUGGCGGCGCGUCCGGUUCGCUCACCCACCUGGCGGUGCCGUCGUCGGCCCUGCGCACGGGCGCCAAGAUCUACGAGACGGAUAUACUGUAGUGACUGUACGGUAUGCACGCAUUGGCUUGGCUUAUUUGAGACGUGUGCGGCCCACCAUCUUGGGGGUCUCCCACCACGUGCUAGUCCCGGAGGUCUGACUCCACUGAUGUCCAGCGAAACGCCGUGGCCGCAGGUGCCAAAGGUGGUGUGCACAAGGAGGAAUCGCAGCGGGGAGAUUAUUGAACGCAGAGGUGACUGGAUUGUAUUGAAAUAACUGUAUUUAUUUGUCCAAUUUGUACUUAGGAUGUAGCAUAGAAUCUGCAUAUGAUUCUCAGUACUUGUGAGGAUAUUUAUAAUGCACCCAUGAUAACCUUCUGGCAAAUUUUAGUCGUUGGAAGUGUUCGGAAAAAAACAAGCAGGACUGGUGAACAGGCAAGGUUCCUUUACAUUUUUGUUAUAACUUGCUGUAGCUUGAACAAAGAGUUUUCUUUUGGAGGUUUCAAAAGUGUCAAAGGCGUUAAACAGAACAUGAGCUCUUUGGUAUCUUUCGCAUUUCCAAAAGAUUGGCCGAGUCUUGAGCCGUGACCUUAAUGAAGGGAAUCGAGAGGACAGCGUGCGGCUCCAUUUCGUGGCGUUUAUUUUCUCCUGUGCACUCCCAGCACCUGCGGCGAGGGUGAAGUGCAAUCGAAACACUUGGCUCGGCGCCUGGACAGGAAGCCUUGCAUCGCAAAAGGGCACGUGUGACAUGCCAGUCUGUUUGUACUGGACAGUAGACGCCUCAUGGUAGGGGUAAACAAGUGCAUGAGGAGUGUUGCAUGGGAAAGCACCUGUUAGGCUCUGACCCGGUGAACGCAGGACCAUGUGCAAUGCGCAAGUUGGGAUUGGAGGUGGGGAGAGGCUGACAUUGGCCACGUGACUGCGGACGUGGCUUUUAUCCGGGAGCGUUCGCCGUGCCUCUUCCAAGACAGCACUCGGCCAAAUAACUACGCGACACAGUUGUUUUUCGCGUUGAAGCAGCCACGCGGCCGGAACUGUCCGCGACGAGGCGGCCAAGUCCGCAUAUCGCGUGCUUUGUCUGGCGUUUUUUUAUUCUAUCUACAUGACAGUGGUCUUAGCAUGUCUAUUUCCUUCCCAGUUCACAAGGGCUGUGUGUGCAAUUGGCAGGGCGAGUGGUUUCAACCACUUCUUUAUUCUGUGGCAGAAGAGGGAUGAGUUGUGUGGUGGAAAAUGCCGAGGCUUCCAGGGUGGCGCUAUGUGCAUAUAAAAGUGUAGAGGAACCCUCAAUGCUGUUUGACGCUUACGCUGUCGAAGUUACACUGUCCUUUGAGCAGAUUUCAGUGAAUGCCAUGCGUGAAUUGUCUCGAGAGAGGAUGCUUGGAAAAAAAUGUGUGUAAUUUGUCGUGCAUAAUCACUGUUAGUCGCCGUAGUGCUCACACUUUUGCAGAAAAAAAAAGUUCUGUACACUUUUCUAUUCAUAAACUGCCUCUAACAGGCGGACAUAUUUGUUAUGGUGCCGGGUUGUUUGUUUGCCCAAUGUAUUCUGUAAAAGGAAGUUUUGCAGUGUGCCGCAAUAUCAGAACUUUCGUUGUGUUCACCACCUAUUAUAAAAGUCCUUGCAUUGCUUUCGCAUUCGGCAACCGCACCUUGCAAACUUGUCGAAGAGCCUUGAACCUAGCAGUUUCUCCCACAUUUUGACACUGUCAUUGUCUUCUUGAGAGCAUUUGAUUUAUUGCUGGAGACCACUGUGUAGGCAUUGUGGACAUAUGAGGCCAUUAAAUAUCUGGUAUAAGCCAGAUGGUGAAGUACACACCUUUGACGAGUACACCACGUUAGUAUUUCAUUAUCAAGGUUCUGUAACUUAUACUUUAUAUUGACAUGAUGUGCUAAGGCUUGCGACUUGUGGGUGAUGUAGUGCAAUUUUCCCCGCUUUAUUAACUUUGGAACACUGAAGAAUGUGACAUAUGUGCUACCUUGUAAUGAAAUACGCAAUUCACACUAUGAAAGCUGAUGAGUUCCUUGUAGAUUCGUUAAUAAGAUGCGUACAAAAGCUUUAAUCACCGAUUUGUGUGGCUGAAAAGGCAAGAAAAAAUGUUCUCUUUAAAGUUCAGUGAUAUUUUUCCUUUAUGUAAACAACUCUGAAACUGUAUUCAACGAAAUUUCCUCUAUAGCUUAAUAUUUUCAUCCAUGAUAUACAAAUGCUCUGCUGUUAAUAACUGGAACCUAAAAUCAGUAAGUGUAUAACCACCUUCCUGUUCUUGCGGUAUGAGUGUCAUUUUAGUCAUUGUCUGCUAUGAGCUGCUUAACUCAUUUGCACGUAGUUUGUUCUGACCAAAAAUGCUUGUUGGAAGCAUGUGUAUUACCACAAACUGUCAUGCUACAGGGGCAACUUUUUGUUAAUUUUGUUAUUUGAACAAAAAUGUAAUUCACAUAAUGUGACAGAAAAAAGACAGUCUUGCAGCUCCAAUUCAAUGGCUGUGUUAAACAGCUCCACUGCAAUGCAUUCAUUCACAUCAGUAAUCAGUAAUCAUAGUUAAGUGUAAGAAAUAUUUACAUAAGCAGUGCUCGAGGUCCACCUUCACUUGAAUGCCACUCUGCGCUGCGGAUGUUGAAGCACGUGUUUGGCGUAUUUUGGCGCGUCGAAAAUACUCAAAAAUUGUUGGUGUAGAACCAAUGUGUAUGAAAGAGUAAAAAGUGAUACCCUUCGAAAGAACUUCGAAAGCAACACGGCGAAUGGUGCAGGUAAUGGCACAAAGAGAUAAAAACAUGACCUGAAUUUUGUCGCGUUGUUUGAGCUGUUCAUCCUGUUCAACGAAAAUCAGGAAUCCGAGAUUUGAUCUUUUCUGUAGUUUAGAGAAAAUAUAGUUAGCUUAGAACAUGGCAAGGGCUUUUAGAAGUGGAACUUGAGCUGUGAUAUUGAAUAAAAGAAAAACAUUUCCCAUUCUCCAAAUGAUGCAGAACCAAUGUGAUUACACUGAAAAGAUUAGCACAUUAAAUCAUUCUAAAGCUCAGCGGGCAAAAUGUUAACAUUGCGCAUUAGCCCACAAACUACCAGCAAAGUCUUCAGCAUAAUAUGUUUUCAUUUUUGAAAAACGUGAAAUAUUGGGUGCUAUGGGGGAAAUAAUUUCCUGUGACAGAAUUAAUAUUUGCACAUACGUUCCUUGCAAUAACUUUGGGUACACAGCAAACUUACACAGCAAACUCCAAUGUAUGACAAAAAACGUGAAAAGUUAGGAGCACUAUUAUCCUUACUACUUCAUUUGUGGCUAUGGUGUGUUCACUCCAAUUCCAUACGAGGCCACUCGCUGUGGUGCACCAGGAUAAGGUACCACUUCCUGCCCCUAUUACUGCUGUGCUCUCAUUUGUGUAGCGUUUCCUCGUGGUCUGUACACCAUAACGUCAUGCCUGCAUAUGCGGCCGAGCAACUCCCUAAAUGAAAAAGAACAAAUGUAUUCAGAAAAACCCAUCUACACCAUCGUGUUUCCACAAGUACCUGCCUCACACCCUUACCCGUAUACAGUUUGCAUGAAUGUGCAUAGACUCCUUCGACUUUAGCUCCUCCAGAAGAAAAUAGUUGUUUUGAAAUUUUCCAUCCUACUAUAGCGCGUGUUGUUACAUGUUGAUACGCUGCCGACACGGUGGUGGCACCUUUGGCGCAUUGUGGAGCUGCGCCAGAGCCAUCGUCAUGCCACAAGGCAUGUUAUUAGAGAUGUCUGUUGGCUGUCUGCAAAGUUUCGCGCUUCAUGGAUUUGUAAGGGAUGACCAAGCGACGGAUCAAAUAUGUUGGUUGAAGCAGGAUACUCGUAAGCUCUCAUAAAUGUGCAUCUAGAACAGAAACCAUGCUAUUGAGGACUUGCAACAUUAUGUAUGAACUGGUACACUUUUCCACAAACACUUUUGGGUAUGUAAAUUUUAGUUUUCCCUCAUUAUUUAGCCAUCACUAACGACGUCUGAGCCGCUUGUGUCUAGUUUACUUAAUGAAUCAUUGCCAUUUAUCGGAUUCUACCUGGUACAAAAGUUCCCAGGUGAGAGAGCUCGCUGCCAUAUUGGAGAGAAAGGUGCGUGGCAAGUGCUUUGGUUGCUUGCCAGUGUGAUGGCUAUAGUAUACCAGCGCUAGGAAGAUUAGCACCAGCAUGCGGCACGCGUAGUCCAGCAGCAGAUCAUUUCUAUAACUUUUUUGAGAGGUACCUCACAUUUACAGUGCGUUGUUCUCCCCAUGAAGUCACUUUCUGUUUUUAUGUGCAGUCAAAUGUCAAAUCGAUAUGCAUACAAUGACGAGCGACGCUAUCAGCUUGUUUCGCCAACAUAGGUUAAGUAUCUGCGUGUUUUAUAUGCUAAUGUAUUUAUUCUGCUUUCCAACGCAUAAUUUCAUAACUAAAUGCAGUUUUUUUUUACUAUAGAAGCAGUUCUUUUCAUGGUCAUGCACAUGUUCAUUUGCCGAUAACGCAACAGUGAAAAACUUUAUAGACACGUUAAAUACAUCACUGCGUGGAGACGUGUUUCUUGAUGUGGGGAAAAUAGGUCAGCCUGCAGUGGUAUUUGUUUGACUUUAUGAAAGUGUUAGUUUGACCUGUUAAAUUAAGAGAGCCUAUAUAGAUCACUGUCACAUUUUAACACAUGUAUGCACCCUUGGCGACUUGCGAAGCAAGAACCGUGUUUUCAUUACGUGGUAUAAAUGAACAGUAUGCAUUAUUACAAGGCGAGGGUGAAGCCUCACCUUGUUCAAUCCGUCGUGUCCUUUUGCCGCCUCUUCAUUUCCAAAGUACCUGCGUGUUGACAUGCGUAGCAGGAUGUGUUAAAAAUUCUCCUCAGUAUAUUUAUUGCCCACCACCUACUUAAGGUGACUAUAUUUAGCCUUUUUGGUCACUACAGGGCUCUUUUCAAUGUUGAAGAUUUCAUACAAAGAGAGGUAAUGCUCUUUUUUCCAUCUGUUUCAUGAGCAUAUAUAUUGUUCUUAAGUUAUUCACUUGAGAUACACAUGGGCUUUAUUCCUGCACUGAUUGUGGCAUGGUCGUGGAGUUCCUUUGUUAACAUACAGAAGACUGUGGCAUCCAGGGUUUGAGGACAAUCUUAAGCAAUAAGUUAAAAAAAAAACUUAUUUUAAUGGUUGCAAAUGAAAUGUUUCGCUCAAAGCGCCUUUGCAUGCAUAUAUCAUUUUGAAGAAAUUGCGCAGAGCGUUUCUCACGUGGUGUCAUGCAUAUUCAGGUUUUCUACUGUGCGUGUAUUGUUUUUGAUUUGCUGAGUUCAUUAAAUUUAUGCGGUGCCGAAACUUCGUAAUUGUAAAGAGCAGUAAUGUCGCUGCAGUUUAAGCACAUUAGUCGACAAAAAAGGAAGGAAUGUGGAUUUUUCAAAGGAAAUAGAAUUCUUGCUUAACUGGAUAUGCAAGGUCCCAAUUCUAUUUAGGAGUGUUCAUUUCCUUAGCUUCAUAAACGGCGACAAGUAUUUCAUACGAGUACCAUUUACCUAGCUUUCUGUGUCAAACAUCUCUCUUGCUUAGAAGAUGUAGCCAAUUUUUUGACCAAGGUGUAAUGGUGAUGCGAUUGUAGUAUUCUCUGUGCGGUUACCAUUUGUUUUCCUUAAGCUACUUGUAGCUAUGCACAAAGCUUUCACUUGGAAAGGUUAAAAUUUGCAUACUUAUGCCUGUGUGUACAUACAUGUACUGUAGUGGAUUUUUCUCGUGUGUAUCUAGUUGACACAAUUUGCAGACGUCUUCUACUGCGGAGGAUGGGCCGCACUGAAGCGUUAUUUUUAGACUGAGAUGUAAUGAAAUGGGGUGUCAUUCGUAUGCCUAAACAAGUGGCGUUUCUAUUAUCUUACUCGUCUCAGGUGCUCUUUGACUUGUCAUAGUCACUACCAUAUUCAGUAUACAGUGUGGACUCGUGUGCUUUCUUUGAUAUUGAUUGAUCGCUGAUCACGGAGUAGGAUUGUAACAUAAGUCUGUCGUGAAUUUUGUCAAAAAUAAAAAGUUGUGUCUUGUUCA
This is a messenger RNA of Dermacentor albipictus, 10243 nucleotides long. RefSeq names its product coiled-coil domain-containing protein AGAP005037-like. The record is from RefSeq and is a predicted model, not a curated record. NCBI's taxonomy places the organism in Eukaryota, Metazoa, Arthropoda, Arachnida, Ixodida, Ixodidae. Gene Ontology annotation, cellular component: cytoplasm.